AUGCAAGACUGCGUCACGGAUUGGCAGAGCCCUGUGAUUCCGCCCACUAUCCGCCGACCAUGGCGUGUCUUCGAGGAGGACCUGGAGGAGAAGGUGACGAGCAAUGCAAGUCAAGUUGGCCAGGUGGAUGCCAAAGUUCGUGAGCAGAUCGCUGCAGUUCAGGCUAAAGGAGCUCGCGUUGCUUUCCUUUCCUUGUCGGAGUCUGAACGUCAGACAUACUACCAGGUGGCGUUGCAUGAGCUCUCCGCGUUCGUCUUUUGGCGGCGGUCGCAGUUGGCCCGUCAGAAAUCCGGCGAGAUCCUGCCAACAGACAUGGAGGCAGGUUGGGAUCUGCUCGACAUGAAUGACAAGGGCGAGUGGCUUCCACAGGACCCCAUCGCAUUCCUCCGUGCCGAUGCACAAUGGGCCACGCUCCUUGCUGACGUGCAUGGCGGAGAUGAGCAGAUGGUAGGCACGGAAGAUCUCCAAGCGGUACCGACACCAAUGAAGAGCGAGAUUCUGGCCACCACCAAGGCACCCGUGAAGAAGGAGCCGAGUGCCCCGGCUGCUGCAGCUCCGGUACCGCAGCCGCCUGUGAAGAAGGAGCCGAGUGCUCCGGCGAGCAAGCCGGCCUGUGCACCGGACGCAGGUGUGACCAAGCCUCCCGCGGCGACUGGUCAAAAGGAGGCGUCUGUGGCUGCCCCGGCGGCCGCGAAGGCAUCAGCAGGGGCAGCCUGA
This is a messenger RNA of Symbiodinium sp. CCMP2592, 717 nucleotides long. Lineage: Eukaryota; Dinophyceae; Suessiales; Symbiodiniaceae. The record is from the annotation of a GenBank genome assembly.